AUGAACGAAUGGCUGAUUAACGCUAACGGCUCGCACCGCCCGCGGCCGGGUGGAGGCGCCGCCAUUUUGCGCCGUCGCCCGCAGCAGAAGCAGAAGCAGGACCAGGACCAGGAUGGAGCCGAGAGCCGCCGCGGAGCCGCUGCCCGCCGCCUGCCGCCCCCGCCGCACCGCCAGCCCUCCACGGAACGCCGUUCCGCGGCUACGACCGCACCGCUGGGAGCGCUGAAGAGCCUCCUCUGCCCGCCGCCCAUGGAGCCGAGCGGCCGGGAACGUGCCGGCCCCGUGCCGGGCUGGGCCCGCCUGGGCCUCACCGCGGCCUGGCCUAAGCUGGCCGGGCCCAGCGCCGCCCCCGCCGGCGCCGCGCCCCAGGCCAGCCCGCCCUUCUCGUGGCUGCGGCUGAUGUCGCAGCUCCUGUCCCCGCUGCCCGCGCUGCUGCAGCGGCUGCUGCCCGGCCCGGCGCUGAGCGGAGCCCUCGGCCCCGCCACGGGCCCGCGGCCGCUGCUGCUGCUGGAGCCGUCCGCCUCGGACUGGCCCGAGAAGACGGUGCCGUGGGCGGAGGAGCCCUUGGGGAGCAGCCGGGAGGGCGGCGCGGAGCGCCCGGCGGAGCUGUGGGGAUCCGGGCUGGUGUCCGUGUGCGGGCCGUGGGGGGACCCGCGUGUGCCGGGCCCGGAGUGGGGCCGCGUCCGGAGCUCGGGCAAGAGCCACCUGCCCCAGGCCCUGCGGGCCGAGCUCCCCGCGCAGCCCUGGCCGGGCCGCCCCGGCGCUUUGCCCGAGGUUGAGUUUCUCCGCAACAAGCGCUUGGCGUUUCUCCAGCGAUGGUGCUCGGCGAGCGGCGGCCUGGCCGCGCCGGAGCCGGACCACGGGUACCACAGCCUGGAAGAGGAGCAGCAGCACAAGGGCCUUCGUCAGCAGGAGCUGGGACAGCGGGGGCAGCCGUGUGAUGGCGAGGAGCUGAGCAGUGUGGGGAGACAACGUGGGGGUGGCACCUUGGAGCAGGAGGGGACAAGGGGCCCAGCUGAGAAGGGGCCACUCGAGGGGGACGCCCUGACUGAAGAGGAUGACGAGGACUCUGAAACAGAGCAAAACUUCCCCGUUUCAGCCAGACCGGCCUGUGCAAAUAAAUUAAUAGACUAUAUCAUAGGGGGAGUUUCCAGUGGGGAAGAGAGUGCGGAUGACGAGGAAGACUGGGUUGACGACGACGAUGGGUUUGAUAGCGAGGAGCUCCCCUCGGAUUCAGAUGCUGGGAGCCAGGACGGGGAAAGGCUUCACCUCUGGAAUUCCUUCUACAGUUUGGACCCAUACGACCCUCAGAAUUUCACAGCAGCCAUUCAGACAUCUCCCAGCGAUCCAGGAAGGGACAUGUCGGGUGGGGAGGAGGAGGAAGAUUCUUCAUGGGCAGAGGAGACCUCAGACUCUGCUGACCCGAGUUCUGAAGAGGAGGAUGAGUGGGACUGUAGUAGUGUGGAUGAGGCAGAAAGCUUGAAACUUUGGAACUCAUUCUGUGCUUCAGAUGAUCCAUAUAAUCCUUUAAACUUCACGGCAGCCUUUCAAACAGCAGAGAAAAAAGGAACGCCUGGUUUAAAAGGAGCAGAGAGGCCGAGUUUGGUCCUUUCUGAGCGUGGUCACCUAACUGUCUGUCGGGUGCAGCUGGAGAAUCAGAACUGUGGGGUCACCGAGUCUGCGCAGCCGGGUGUUCUUUCUGGGGAGAAAUGUGGGAGUACCAAGCGGAAAAAGGUGACCUUCCUAGAAAAAGUGACCGAGUAUUACAUAAGCGGCGAGGAGGAUCGUAAAGGGCCCUGGGAAGAGCUGGCGCGGGACGGGUGCAGGUUCCAGAGGCGGAUCCAGGAGACAGAAGAAGCCAUAGGAUACUGCUUCACAGCGGAGCACAGGCAGAGGGUGCUCAGCAGGCUCCGAGGAACCCGCUCCCAGAGCGCUGGGCUCUUCUAGAACCUCGCAGGCCGUGUUCGUGUGACCCCGAGCACCAAAACAAGAAGCGGCAGCUGCAUGUGCUAGUUUGAGAUGGGGAGAGAAGCGGGAGGGUAACGCUUCUCUUUCCCAGUUCGAUAUUCAGCCGGUGAACGUGCCCGUGUGUCCCGUUUUCACAAAACCUUUUGAGUAUCACAAGGGUAAGGGGUAUGAUCGCAUUCCUUUUGAGAAGCACUUGACUGCUUUAGGUUGAAUCCAUUCCGAAAACGCCUUGUCCGCAGUGUGUCGAGAAGUGGUGACUCUUUAAGUUGGAUUUUUGCACUUUGAAAAAGCAAAACCUAUUUUGAAGGAAAUAUUUAUGAGGCUUAGAACCAAGUUAUUGCAGUUUUGAUUUAAAGUUUCUAGAGGUCUGCGCUACUUUCUUGUGGUUCUCCAUUUCCCAUAACUUGUACAGAAGUCUUGGAUUUCGUAACCUGAUAACAUUAACGUUACUGUGCGAAGUGGGUAGUUGAUUUCUUCCUUUUAAGAUGCUGGUUUUGCAUGUGAUCUGGUGUUUGAGUGUUCAUGUGAGGCUGUGAUGUCUGAGCAUUGCAGUCCAGCACACUGGGGGACUCAGGGGAACUCUGGGGCACUACAAGCCCUUUGGUUUGUCGCUGUUGAAAUCACCGUAAUUUUCCGCAGUACUGUUCCAAAGGUGCUGGCUGCUGGUGCACCAAACCUCCUUGUUUGCAGGGCAGUCGAUGGCCUUGUCCUCAUCAAUAAUAAACUUCAAGGCAUGUGGCAAGGCUGUGGUGGUAGUUCUGAGUUGAGGUGGCCACCUGAACCAGGCCCUAGUCCUUCAGUUAAUCUUAGACUGACUUUGCUGUAAUUGAUUCUACUUUCUGAAGAGGGAUUGAAGUGGACAACUCUUAAUAUUUCCUGUACCCAAUAUGCUUGUUUUGGUGCUUGUAAGGAGAAUUCUCUUUGACUUACAGAAAUCUAAGGCUAUGAAUCGCCGUGUUCUUCACCAAAAGCCAGUAUUAAUACCUCUCUGCGUCUGCACUGUGUUCAUCUGGUACCACAAUAACAUUUCACGCCGAGGUCGCUGGUGGAAGGAAAACACUCCUUGUUUGCGGUGUGACUUGCGCGUUCCGCUGCCGGUGCAGUGGGGGGAGGAGCAGCCCCCUGGCCGUUUGGCUGCAGGACGUCGUGUGGCCGGGCAGGAACGAGCUGCGGCGGAAUAAAGACCAAGCAGCCCAGAAUUCCAUCUGUUUGGAUAAAUGAUUUGCUCUUUGGUUCAUUCAACUGACUGCAAUGGUUUCCCUUUUGUAAGGGAGAAACCUAAAAUCGCUUCCGAUUUGUCACCUCUUUAACGAUUGCCAUUUUUAAUUAAAGAGAUAAUGACAGAUACAGAGGAGCUUUACAAGCUUCCCUGGAUUUUCUGCCUUCUCUUUUUGGCCAUCACUUGUAAUUCUGUCUCAAAUUCAGUCGGGUUUGGGUUUAUUCUUUAUUCCUAUUGCAUGAAGUACGUUCAUUGAAUUGAAAAAAUCCCUUUCUCUGCUACAAGUUAGUGUUAAAAUGAUGGAAUUCAGAGGGUUAACAGUGAACGACAGCGGAGUUGUUGUGUAAAUGUAAAAUACAGCUGAAAUUCAAGCAGCCCUGCAGUUUGUCUGCCUGAAAGCAAUGCAGCAGCGUUGCUUUUCAUACCCAUGGCAUAAAAAAAUAGAUCCUCCUUUCCUACAAAAUGUCAUUUUAGUUGUGAAAUCGUAACUCUAAUCGUGCCCUCAAAUGCUGCGAAAUAACUUUUAAUUUUUAGGAGUUAAUUUUCCCGUCUCGUAUUUGAUAACAGGUGUUCUUUUUUGUUUAGGAACAAGCACGCGGGACGAUAAACACGCACUUAAAAUAGGUUGGUUGUUGACUUGUGGUCCAAGCGCCAUUGAUAAGUACAAACGUACUAUGGGCGUUUUUCCCCGACUCUCCCGCUUCUCCGGGCCCGGAGAACUUGGUGCUUCUGUAGCUGCGGCCGGGACCCUGGUGCUUGUGGGAAUUCCCACCUGGAACCGGCAGAGCCGCCAACUGCACGUAAAGGAGAUAAAACCCGCCCGCUCCAAAGCGCUUGUAGCCGUUGAUAAGGGAUCUUUCCCAGCCCGCAGCGGCUCAGCCCUCUGCUCUGCCACCCAAACACCCCCCAGCUCGCGCUUUCAGGGCGUCCAUCGCAAAGAGGUACAAAUGAACACUAAAUUCCACAAACAUCACGUCAAACGCAAACUGAGCUUCGUUGUCAGCGUGUUCCCUACGGCACAAAAGUGUCCUCCAUGUACAUGUGUAAGUGCUGUGAGACAGUGGAAAUAACACUUGCUGAACUUUAAAUCAAAACUGUAAUGAUCAGAUUUUAUUUUUGUAUAAUUUAGGGAAAGUUAGAAAACCUUCAGCGUUGGCUUUAUACAGAUUUUAAUUGAUUUGUGUCGAGUUUGUUGGGUUUUUAUAUCUAAAGUUAUAUUUCUGUACAUAAUAAAACUAUUCAGAACUAAUCUGUAAAUUGUAAUAAAGAUAUUUGCAAGAUAA
Messenger RNA from Columba livia (rock pigeon), 4470 nucleotides. RefSeq names its product protein phosphatase 1 regulatory subunit 15B (gene PPP1R15B). Gene Ontology annotation, molecular function: protein phosphatase regulator activity. Gene Ontology annotation, cellular component: protein phosphatase type 1 complex; endoplasmic reticulum. The transcript has 3 exons. Gene Ontology annotation, biological process: response to endoplasmic reticulum stress. Bases 1 to 1947 code for a protein of 648 amino acids. Lineage: Eukaryota; Metazoa; Chordata; Aves; Columbiformes; Columbidae. The record is from RefSeq and is a predicted model, not a curated record.